UUUUACUGCAGCAAAUUCAUAAUGUACAUAACUGUGUAUUCUUUAAUUACUCCCAACUCUAUUUAAACUUGACCUUCUUCUUUUUCUUCAAACAGGAUUAUUCCAAGCUCCAUCGUGUGGAGGUGAUAGUGACGGCCUCUCUGCAUGUCGAUAGCACAGCAAAGAACACAGUGGUGCAUGCCGAGUCACAGUUAAGACUGACAGUGUUCCCAGAGAGGCGCGCGGACAAGUACGGAGGAGGAGUGCCAUGGUGGAUCAUCGUGCUGUCCAUCUUGUUUGGGCUAAUGUUGUUGGCCCUGUUGGCUUUCCUCCUGUGGAAGUGUGGACUCUUUGGGAAAAAGAAUAAAGAGCACCCGUCAGAAAAAGAGAGACUGACAGCAAAUGCAUAAAAAGAGAGAGGGUAAUAUUACCCGG
Plectropomus leopardus (leopard coralgrouper) is the source of this 414-nucleotide messenger RNA. NCBI's taxonomy places the organism in Eukaryota, Metazoa, Chordata, Actinopteri, Perciformes, Serranidae. The record is from RefSeq and is a predicted model, not a curated record.